UCAGUAAUGAACCAUGUCUGCAAGCAAGCCAUUAGACUAUGAGUCCCCACACAAAAAAAGCGCGAAAAAAUUCAUCCUCAAAGAGUACAUCCAGUUGACAGCAGGCCCGGCGAAUUUUUCAGACCGAGUACUGCAAGCUCUCUCCAUGCAAUGCCUCAACCCUCUGAGCAAAGAAAUGCACCUGAUGAUGGACGAAGUAAAGGCGAUGCUGCAGUACCUUUUCCAAACCACGAACCCGCUGACUUUAGUCAAUCAAACGUCAGGAAGUGGCGGAAAUGAAAGCAUUCUAACCAAUUUGCUUGAUCCGGGAGACAAAUUGGUAAUUGCGGUUGGAGGCACGUGGGGGGAGAAAGUGCAAGACAUGGCACAACGAUACGGAUUUGAUGUACUUGCAAUAAGAAAACCUCCGGGUGAAAUUUUCACGGUGGAGGAGUUGGAAGCCGCGGUCAAAUCGCAUCAAGCGAACUUGUUGUUUGUUACACAUGGAGAGUCCAGUGGUGGUACCCUCCAACAACUGGAAGGUAUUGGACCCAUGUGCCACAAGUACGACUGCUUGUUAGCUGUAGACGCUGUAGCUUCCAUGGGUGUGGACCCUCUUUAUACGGACCGGUGGCAACUAGACGCCGUGUGUACCGCUAGUCAAAAAGCUAUAGGGUCACCACCGGGUCUCUGCUUACUGACUUUCAGUCCCCGCGCUGAAGAACGCAUCAAAGCAAAAAAGAACAAGUCUCCGUACUACUUCGACAUGACGCGACAAGGACUCUACUUCGACUGCUUUGUAGACGACCACAGUAGAAAGUACCACUACACUUUUUCGUCGAAUUUAUUGGCUGCAUUGCGUGAAGCUUUGGCCCAACUGUGUGAAGAAGGUUUGUCAGAAGUGUGGGAACGACAUAAGAGAAACAGCGAGUACCUGUGGAAGAAAAUGGGUGAAAUAGGGCUGGACUGUUUCGUGGAGAAAGUCGAAAACCGGUUUCAUGGAAUCACGUGUGUUAAAAUUCCCUCGGGAGUCGAUCAAUUGGAGCUUUUAAAAUUUAUCAAAGACAAGUACGACAUUGAAAUUGCGUACGGGCACGGACCCACUCUUAAUAAAGCCAUGCGAAUCGGGUUAUUGGGACAAAACAGUCGCCCCGAAGUGGUGGAUUAUCUAGUAAAAGCUUUAAAAGAUGGAAUGGAACAACUGAGAAAGCAAGGUACUAACUAAAUUUACCUGAUGACACGCACAUUUAGUACCAUUAAAGGACGUUUUAUGUUCAA
Zophobas morio is the source of this 1257-nucleotide messenger RNA. RefSeq names its product 3-hydroxykynurenine transaminase-like. The coding region runs from base 14 to 1204 and encodes 396 amino acids. The record is from RefSeq and is a predicted model, not a curated record. Lineage: Eukaryota; Metazoa; Arthropoda; Insecta; Coleoptera; Tenebrionidae. Gene Ontology annotation, molecular function: L-serine:pyruvate transaminase activity; L-alanine:glyoxylate transaminase activity. The transcript has 5 exons. Gene Ontology annotation, cellular component: peroxisome.